Messenger RNA from Eurypyga helias (sunbittern), 876 nucleotides. RefSeq names its product ubiquitin carboxyl-terminal hydrolase 46. Gene Ontology annotation, biological process: protein deubiquitination. The record is from RefSeq and is a predicted model, not a curated record. Gene Ontology annotation, molecular function: cysteine-type endopeptidase activity; cysteine-type deubiquitinase activity. The transcript is spliced from 5 exons. Gene Ontology annotation, cellular component: cytosol; nucleus. Lineage: Eukaryota; Metazoa; Chordata; Aves; Eurypygiformes; Eurypygidae. The coding region runs from base 89 to 466 and encodes 125 amino acids.
AAGAGACUUCAGUAACACAGAGACAUUAUGUAGUGAACAGAAAUACUACUGUGAAACUUGCUGCAGCAAACAAGAGGCACAGAAGAGGAUGAGAGUAAAAAAGCUGCCAAUGAUUCUUGCCUUACACCUCAAGAGAUUCAAGUAUAUGGAGCAGUUGCACAGGUAUACUAAGCUGUCUUACCGUGUAGUAUUUCCUCUGGAGUUACGUCUCUUCAACACAUCUGGCGAUGCUGUCAACUUAGAUCGGAUGUACGACUUGGUAGCUGUUGUUGUUCACUGUGGAAGUGGACCCAAUCGGGGGCAUUAUAUUACUAUCGUGAAAAGUCAUGGAUUUUGGCUCUUGUUUGACGAUGACAUUGUAGAGAAAAUAGAUGCUCAAGCUAUUGAAGAAUUCUAUGGUCUCACCUCUGAUAUAUCAAAAAAUUCAGAGUCUGGCUAUAUUUUAUUCUAUCAGUCAAGAGAGUGACUUGGCAAACGGUGGCAGUUACGCACAACAAUGCUGCACGCAGAAGAAGGUGAUGGCCCCCCUGGACUGACUUUCACACAGACCACGUCUUGUACGGUGGAACAACAAUACGCUCUGUCUCCUAUUAAACGGUCUAUGUGGUACUGAGUAUAACCAAUCCAUUUUUGACAUGCGGAACUUUGUUUUGGGAACAGGGAGGGGGGUGUUUGUCGUUUUUAAGUCUGAUUGAGGAGUUAAUUGCAGUCAGAUUUUACUGGAAUUUAUAUGGACUAACAUUUACAGAUAAUAACAUUUGGAUGUCGGUUGUUAAACCCAAUCCAGCUAGAGCAGUAUUUUGUAUGGAAGCGAUCAUUGCAUUUAGGGCAAAAUUAUUUAAAACUUUCUAAAUGACUUUGGGGUUUGUUGACUUA